Messenger RNA from Cannabis sativa, 1936 nucleotides. RefSeq names its product FHA domain-containing protein DDL. The transcript is spliced from 12 exons. NCBI's taxonomy places the organism in Eukaryota, Viridiplantae, Streptophyta, Magnoliopsida, Rosales, Cannabaceae. Bases 349 to 1641 code for a protein of 430 amino acids. Gene Ontology annotation, molecular function: mRNA binding; protein binding. Gene Ontology annotation, cellular component: nucleus. The record is from RefSeq and is a predicted model, not a curated record.
UGUCCGUUACUAAUGAUCACUUCUUUUUUGAUAAACCUCCGUUACUCAAUCUCUCUAUCGCCCUUUCUGGCUUUUUUCGCUCACUACCUCAUCGCCGGUACCCUAGAAAGUUUAUCAACCUCAUUCACUAACUGAUCGGAGAGGAGGCAUUCCGUUUGCGGUGCUGCUGAGUAUAAGCCGUUGGGUUGUUGAGCUCGGCUUCAUUAUCACCACCCGCGCUUCAAUCACAAUUACUUCACCUCACACUCACAGUUUAUGCACUUGCUUUAGGGAAUAGUUGGUCGAGCAAGCACUUGUUGAUCUCCGGUUUCAGGCAACAAGGUUCAUUACUUUGUUACAAAUCGAUUUAUGGGACGUAAUAUACGCCAUUCCGAAUCUCCUAUUAGGGGUAGAAGUCCUCCUCGUAGGAGGAGUCCAUCACGGAGGGAGAGAUCACCGACACGGCAUAGGAGCUCCCAUAAGGGUGGCUCUCCAAUUAAAGAGAAACCUCGACGUGAUGUUAGAAGAUCAAUAUCGCCUGUUCCUCAUUCUCAAUCACGGUCCCCUUCUCCACGAACGAAAAGGUUGAGGAGAGCACAAGCUGGAAGUGAUGAGAGAGGACAUGAAAUAAAUCAUGGUAGAGAAAGUGAAAGGGGUGCACAUAAGGACAGGGGUCAAGAAAAAGAAAUUGGGAGAGAGAGGAAGGAGAGAUGGUCAGAAAGAGAUGACCUCGAUAGUAAACCUUUAAGAUCAAGGCAUGGUAAUGCUUCUUCUCCUUUGAAACGUAACCAAAGGAGUAGACAUAGAUCUUACUCACCUCAACCAUCUGGCGAAAACAAAAAUCAGGAGAGGGAGAAAGUAAAUGAGGGAAGCCAAGAGAGGAAAAAUGGUAGAAGAAGUAAUAGAGCUACAGGGGAAAGACGACAAGAUAUAGAUAUAGAGAGCAUGAGAACAGAGAGAAGAUCUAGGAGAGAUGAUAAUGAUCACAAGUCUUUAAAAUCAAAAGAUGGAAUUUCUACAUCUCCAUCUAGUUGGCAUCACAGGAACAAAAACAAAUCUGACUCUCCUCAGCCAGUUGCUGGAGCUCGUGAUGAGGAGCCAACUAUAAAAGAAUCUGAAGAAAGGGAUAAUGAAGAUGACUCCGUCUCUAAAAUGAAAGUUGCUGAGGAUGCGCUAGCAGCAAAACAGAAGGAGAAACCUUCAUUUGAGCUUUCAGGGAAGCUCGCCGCAGAAACUAAUAGAGUCAGAGGUAUAACAUUGUUGUUCAAUGAACCCCCAGACGCAAGGAAACCUGAUGUAAGGUGGCGGCUUUAUGUUUUCAAGAAUGGUGAAGCUCUCAAUGAACCCUUGUACAUACACCGUCAAAGCUGCUACCUUUUUGGGAGAGAAAGAAGGGUGGCAGAUGUUCCUACUGACCACCCAUCCUGCAGCAAGCAACAUGCUGUUAUACAAUUUCGGCAAGUAGAGAAGGAGAAACCUGAUGGUACUCUAACAAAGCAAGUAAAGCCUUAUGUAAUGGAUCUUGGAAGCACCAACAAAACUUUUCUCAAUGAUGUUGCCAUUGAAUCUGAACGUUAUUAUGAGCUUCACGAAAAAGAUACCAUUAAGUUUGGCAACAGUAGCCGAGAGUAUGUGCUAUUGCAUGAGAACUCAGCCCAAUGAGAGAUUGGAGACUAAUUUUCUUUUUCUGAAGUUCACUUUAAUGUUUUUGCAUGGAGACGAGUAUUUUACUUGAGGGUGUUUUUUUGGUUCUUAGCCAUCCAGUGAUGUGUGAAAACUAAUCUCUAAUUUUGUAAGUCAUUAACUUGGGGAGCACUUCACCUGGCUCUACCCUAAACUAGCUACUAGCUUUAUGUCUUAGCAACUUAUCUCUAGUGAUAAAUGCAAGGUAUCAUCUGUUGUUUUUUUUUUUCAACUUACUAAUUUAUCAAUGGAGACGUUUUUCCUCUUAUUAUUA